CCGCCACUGUCACCAAUUCGUCUCGUUCCAAUCGCGGCUACCGUACACCUUUCGCACGUAAGCUUCGUUCGUUUCACCCAGGUAACAGGUAUGGCAUCCUCUCAGCCUGUCGUCUUGGUGACCGGAGCCUCUCGCGGGCUGGGUCUAGCAAUUGCUCAGCAGCUGCUCUCUCAAGGUUCCAACGUCCUCACGCUCUCCCGCUCCCUCACACCAGAGCUGAGCUCACUGUCAGAGCAGAAGCACAAGGACGAUGCUGAGAUAUUGACGCACCAAGGAAGCGUAAAUAGCGAAAAGGACACGCAGGAGGGCGUCAAGAAAGCCUUGGAAAAGUGGCAAAGACUGGACGGGGUGAUCCUCAAUGCUGGGGUCAUCGACUUUGCCAGGAUCUCCGAUGUGACGCCCUCAUCUUUCGCAGAACAGAUUCAGACCAACCUCUCUUCCCUCAUCGUCACCUUGCACUACACCUUGCCUCACCUCAGAAAGUCCCCGACAGGUCAGGGAAAGGUCGUAUUUGUCUCGAGCGGUGCUUCGGUGGGAAAUACGGCUGGAUGGUCGGCUUACAAUGCCGGCAAGGCCGGUAUGAACGCCAUCGCUCGAACCUUGGCGUCUGAAGAGCCUUCCUUGGCGGUCUGGGCUGUCAGACCAGGUGUGGUCGCUACCGAGAUGCAAACCCAGAUUCGCUCAUCGGGCAAAGAAUCCAUGGACGCCGCUUCGUACGACAAGUUUUCGGGAAUGCACCGGGAUGGCACGCUCUUGCCACCAGAGCAGCCCGGUCAUGUUCUGGCGGCUUUGGCUAUCAGGGGCACCAGGGACGAUCCCAAGGGAGCAGAUGGUCAGGGCGCUGGUGCUAAGGGCGGGUACAUUGAUUGGAGCAGCGAAGAGCUGAAGAGCUUCAGGCUGCAGUAGUGGUGCGAGAUCCUCAAGCAGCACAAUGCGAGACCCCCAAGCAGCUCAGAAUUAGCCUCAUCAAUGCUAUCCUCUUCAAGCGUUGAUCGAUACCGAGUCGUUAUAACGCAGACAAAGUGUAAGCAGUUGAAUUGCAGCG
Molecule: messenger RNA, 1045 nt
Organism: Ceraceosorus guamensis
Lineage: Eukaryota; Fungi; Basidiomycota; Exobasidiomycetes; Ceraceosorales; Ceraceosoraceae
Product: NAD(P)-binding protein
Exons: 3
Coding region: 91-906 (271 amino acids)
Cellular component (GO): intracellular anatomical structure
Molecular function (GO): oxidoreductase activity, acting on NAD(P)H, oxygen as acceptor
Source: RefSeq, a predicted model, not a curated record